AUGGCAAACCACUCACAACUUAACUUCCAAGAUGCCUCAUCCCCUAUCAUAGAAGAACUCAUAGGAUUUCACGACCACGCACUAAUAGUCGCCCUAGCAAUCUGCAGCUUAGUCCUCUACCUACUAACCCUUAUACUUACAGAAAAACUAACCUCCAACACAGUCAACGCCCAAGCAAUCGAACUAGUCUGAACAAUCCUUCCAGCCAUAGUCCUAAUCAUACUAGCCCUGCCAUCCCUACGAAUCCUAUAUAUAAUAGACGAAAUCAACGAACCAGACCUAACACUAAAAGCCAUCGGCCACCAAUGAUACUGAUCCUACGAAUAUACCGACUUCAAAGACCUAAUAUUCGACUCCUACAUAAUCCCAACAACAGACCUACCCCUAGGCCACUUCCGCCUACUAGAAGUCGACCAUCGAGUAGUAAUCCCCACAAGCUCCACCAUCCGAGUAAUUGUCACCGCUGACGACGUACUCCACUCAUGAGCCGUACCAAGCCUAGGAGUAAAAACCGAUGCAAUCCCAGGACGCCUAAACCAAACCUCCCUGUUCGCAUCCCGGCCAGGAGUCUUCUACGGACAAUGCUCAGAAAUUUGCGGAGCCAACCACAGUUUCAUACCAAUCGUAGUAGAAUCCGCCCCACUCGCCAACUUCGAAAACUGAUCAUCCUCAAUCUCAUCCUAA
Messenger RNA from Lonchura striata (white-rumped munia), 684 nucleotides. NCBI's taxonomy places the organism in Eukaryota, Metazoa, Chordata, Aves, Passeriformes, Estrildidae. The record is from the annotation of a RefSeq genome assembly.